AUGAGUCAAAAUAGAAAGAAAAUUUCAUUGUCACAAAAAAUAGAUGAUUCAGAAGUCUCCUUUGUAGAAUCUAAAAAAGCUUCUAAAACAAUUAUUCAAUCUCUACUUAGAGCAGGAAGAAAUCUUUCUAAAAUUCAUGAUCGAUUGAUAUCUCAAAGACCUCAUGAAGUUUCCAAAAUUAUCAGGUCUCACAAAGCAGUUAAUGAAGAAGAAAUAGAAAUCUUAAAAGUAAAAAUUGUCCCAAAAGCAAUGAUUAAUGAAGGAACUCAGAUGGAUUUUAAUUUCACUAGAGAUGAUGAAUCGAAAAGUGAGAUAGAUAAAGCUGAUACAAAUGUCAAGGAAAUACUUAAAGAAUCAUCUCCUAUUGAAUUUGAAAAUCCGAUUUUAAAGAAAUGAUCAGACCAAACAUUUUAUCGAAACCCUCAAGAGCAAGAGAGCAAUGAACUUUUUGAAAAAAUAGGAAAUUGAGAUGAAAAUUACAUCAUUUAUCCUAAAAGUAGACUAUAUAAGGAUAUUUCAGCGAAUUUAGGAAGGCCUUCUUUGCUUAAGUUGCAUAGGCAAAACAAAGAGAGGCUUUAUAAUUUUCGACAUAAGGCACAUAGAAGAGCUUCAAGUGUAAAUUCUGGCCAAAACUUUCCAGAAGUUAAAAACAAGGAGAGAUUUUCAACAAAAGAUAAGAACACAAAAUUAAGAGAAGACCGAAGCAUUUGGCAAUAUAAACCGGUUGAUGCAGGAAUUUUCGACUAUGAAAAACUUCUAAAUAAGAAUAGGCGAUCAUCAACUCCUUUUAUAUCAUCAAGAAUGUAA
This is a messenger RNA of Blepharisma stoltei, 807 nucleotides long. The record is from the annotation of a GenBank genome assembly. NCBI's taxonomy places the organism in Eukaryota, Ciliophora, Heterotrichea, Heterotrichida, Blepharismidae.